AUGGCUCGCAUAGCUGGAUCUGUUCUCGCCGUCCCUCCACAUGGGGAGUAUCAUUCAGCUGACGCCCUAUUUGACCGUCCACAUUUUAUAAGUGAAGUUCACAGGCAAAUAGCGACGAGACCUCAGCCAGAAAAGCCUCGGAACGGUGUCUUGCUCACAAGUUUGACACAUGGAAACCCCUUUCCUAUCGGGCAUCCAGGUCCAUCUGGGCCUCCAUUAAUGAUGGAGCCCACUCAACUUCCCCGAGCCUACCCUCCGGCACAAAAUAAUGCUGGACUUGCUUUCGACCAUUUCGGUCCUCAACUAUUGCCAGGGCCUUUCACUCCUCCUCCCCCAUACGCCCCCCUCGACCCCGGAACUGCCGGUGCUCAGCACCCUUCAUACAACGCCGGCCCGCCAUUUGGGUUCCAAGGUGCACAACACGCACCAAUGCCGGCACCACUCCUCCAUCAUCCAGGCAUGGUUUUUCCCAGGACAACCUGGACUUCUCAGGCCGGCAUCAGAGUUCCCUCUGACCUCGCUCCCGCUAAUCAUUCGUCUCACAUGGGUUUGGGCGGCACUCAAAGCGCUCCCAUCGAUCUGACAGGGUCCCCUCCAGUAUCCCCCAAGCCAAACAAGGAGCAGCAGCAAAAAAGACGUAGCCUUACCGACCAAGGGUACGCGUCUACGGAUCCCAUUCUCAUAUCGUCGCCUCAACAGCUUUCCGUUGACGAUCAUGCUGCGGAUCCAGAUGAGGUAGUUCCAGGACUCAAGGCUUUAUUGAUUGCAGAAAACAGGCAUUUGGAUAUGGAGAAAGAGAGACGGAAGGAGGAGGAGCGGAUGGCAAGGGAGCAGAGGGAAGGAGCGGGGGAGCCAGAUAGUGGUCAAGUCCGGAAGGAACGCACCGAGGAUGGUGGGGAGGAAAGGGCUGCUAAGCGUGUGUGUCUUUGA
Molecule: messenger RNA, 930 nt
Organism: Bacidia gigantensis
Lineage: Eukaryota; Fungi; Ascomycota; Lecanoromycetes; Lecanorales; Ramalinaceae
Exons: 1
Coding region: 1-930 (309 amino acids)
Source: RefSeq, a predicted model, not a curated record